CUCUAAAAGGACCACCUUCCCUCUCAAAACUCCAAAACCACGCGAAGAAGAAAGCGAAAACUCGGCAACACUCAACAAUGGCGGACCAACUGGACAUGUCUUUGGAGGACAUCAUCAAGAAAAACAAGAAAACCGGGGGUUACAAUGGUAAUUCUGCAACCAGAGGCAGAGCCGGAGGAGGAGGAGCAGCUAGAGGCCGUGGUGGCUCUUCUUCUGGUCCUGGUCCGGAGCGUCGCUUUCAGAACCGCAAUCCGGCCAGAACGACGCCGUACUAUACUGCUCUACAUCCGCUUGCGCGCUUCAGGGGACGAAUGCUGAUGCAACCAUUGGGAGUGAGUGGACAGUCUGACGUCGAGAAGAGCACCAAAUUAUAUGUAUCAAACUUGGAUUAUGGGGUUUCUAACAGUGAUAUCAAGAUCCUCUUUUCUGAUGUUGGCGAGUUGAAACAAUAUUCAAUCCAUUAUGAUAGGAGUGGAAGAUCGAAGGGAACAGCAGAAGUUGUCUUUGCUCGUCAUGGAGAUGCUGUAGCAGCUAUCAACAAAUACAACAAUGUUCGGCUUGAUGGAAAGCCAUUGAAAAUUGAGUUUGUUGGAGGGCUCGUGGAUGCUCCAACUCUUGUACCUCCAACUAGAAAUAACAAACUGGAAAGAUUCAACGGUUCCAUCAGAAGAGGAAGACAAGCUGGCUCUAGGGAAUUGACUCAUGGUAAUUUUGGCCAUGGAAAUUUAAGGGGUCGUGGACAGGGAAGAAACCAACAUGAAAGGGUGACAGUAGAGGAUCUGGAUGCUGAGUUGGAGUGCUACCGUCUGCAAUCUAUGCAGAUAAGCUAAAAUCUUAUGCACUUUCUCGGUAAUCUUUUCUUGAAUGAUACAAUUUGAAGUACACUGAUUUUCACCUAUUCUGGUUUGUCUGGAUGGGAAAAAAGUGUCACUUGCAGAUAGUAGUACAUUAGUAAAUGUGGUUAGUUCUAGAAGGAGACAUUAGACUUUAUAAUUGUAGUUUCUCCCUCAAAUUUUAACACCAUACUAUAAUUUUGGUUGGUACACAUUUCAUACACAUAUACUUGUGUGCAAGAGACAGCUCCCAUGGAAUAGCGUUAUUUUGUUCAUCACUGACAUCAACAAUAUAACUGUACAGGCAGUUGUCUUGAA
Ziziphus jujuba (common jujube) is the source of this 1151-nucleotide messenger RNA. RefSeq names its product THO complex subunit 4B. Gene Ontology annotation, cellular component: nucleus. Bases 78 to 830 code for a protein of 250 amino acids. Gene Ontology annotation, molecular function: mRNA binding. The transcript has 5 exons. Gene Ontology annotation, biological process: mRNA export from nucleus. NCBI's taxonomy places the organism in Eukaryota, Viridiplantae, Streptophyta, Magnoliopsida, Rosales, Rhamnaceae. The record is from RefSeq and is a predicted model, not a curated record.